Pimephales promelas (fathead minnow) is the source of this 2512-nucleotide messenger RNA. Its product is annotated as E3 ubiquitin/ISG15 ligase TRIM25. Gene Ontology annotation, molecular function: zinc ion binding; protein binding. The record is from RefSeq and is a predicted model, not a curated record. NCBI's taxonomy places the organism in Eukaryota, Metazoa, Chordata, Actinopteri, Cypriniformes, Leuciscidae.
CAGAAGCAGGAAGCGCCGGAGUUCGGAGAAAACGAAAUUCAAGCAGUUGUACACGACCUCUCUACACAACAAAAUGGCAGACGCCUGUAUUUUAUGGUCUCGGGAUACAUUUAACUGUUCAAUCUGUCUGGAUCUACUGAAGAAUCCAGUGACCAUUCCCUGUGGACACAGUUACUGUAUGAACUGUAUCACAGGCUGCUGGGAUCAGGAUGAUCAGAAGGGAGUCUACAGCUGCCCUCAGUGCAGACAGACCUUCACUACAAGACCUGUUUUAGGUAAAAACACCAUGCUGGCUGAAGUGGUGGAGAAACUCAAGAUGACAAACCUACAAGCUCGUCCUGCUCAGUGUUACACUGAAUCUGGAGAUGUGGAGUGUGACGUCUGUACUGGGCACAAAAACAAAGCCAUCAAGUCCUGUCUGGUGUGUCUGAACUCUUACUGUCAAAAUCAUCUGGAACAACAUGAGAUUUUCUUCAAAAGUAAGAGACACAAUCUAAUGGACGCCACUGGACGACUUCAGGAGAUGAUCUGCCCUCAACAUGACAAACUGCUGGAGAUUUACUGUCGUACUGAUCAACACUGUAUAUGUUACUUGUGUAUGUUGGAUGAACACAAAAACCAUGACACUGUUUCAGCUGCAGCAGAGAGGACUGACAAACAGAGAAAAUUGGGUGAGAUGCAAAGAAAAUUCCAGCAGAGAAUCGAGGAGAAACUGAAGGAGCUUGAGGAGCUGAGAGAGGCUGUAGAGACUCACAAGCGCUCAGCACAGGCAGCAGUGGAGGAGAGUGAGAGCAUCUUUACUGAGCUGAUCCGCUCCAUUGAGAGAAGCCGCUCUGAGGUGACACAGCUGAUCAGAGAACAGGAAAAGACUGCAGUGAGUCGAGCUGAAGAACGACUAGAGCAACUGGAGCAGGAGAUUGAGGAUCUGAGGAAGAGAGACACUGAGAUGGAGCAGCUUUCACACACAGACGAUCACAUUCAAUUCAUCCAGAGUUUCCAGUCUCUCUCAGUCCCUCCUGGAUCUACAGACUCAGCCAUCAGUUCUCGUCUCACUUUUGAUGAUGUUGGUAAAUCUGUGUCUCAUCUGAGAGAGAAACUGGAGCAUUUAUGCAGAAAGCAAAUAGAAAAGAUAUCUGCCAAAGUAACAUGCUUUGAGAUUAUUCCUACCCCUGAACCCAAGACCAGGGAGGAGUUCCUUCAGUAUUCUCAUCAACUCACUGUGGAUUUAAAUACAGUGAAUGAAAAACUGGAACUGUCUGAGGGGAACAGAGUGAUUAAAUACACUGACAAAGUCCAGCAGUAUCCUGAUCAUCCAGACAGAUUUGAUUUUUGGGAGCAGGUGUUGUGUCGAGAGAGUGUGUGUGGACGCUGUUACUGGGAGGUUGAGCGGAGUGGUGAGGUGGAUAUAUCAGUGUCAUAUCAGACCAUCAGAAGGAAGGGACAGGGAGAUGAAUGUAGAUUUGGAUGCAAUGAUCAGUCCUGGAAUUUGUCCUGCUACGGCUCCAGUUGCUCAUUUUGGCAUAAAAACAAAAAGACUGAACUCCCCCUAGUCUCCAGCUCAUGUAAAAUAGGAGUGUAUGUGGAUCACAGAGCAGGAAAUCUGUCCUUCUACAGCGUCUCUGACACAAUGACCCUCAUUCACAGAGUCCACACCACAUUCACUCAGCCGCUCUAUCCUGGGUUUGAGUUCCACUCACAAUCAAAAUUGAAACUGUGUGAAUUAUAAAUAUAACACAGAGAUUUUACAAAUAAAAUUAGCUUAUAAAUUUGAUCUCUAUGAUAAAUCAGCAACUGUGAGACACUAAAGUCUUUUAUUUUCUAAUCAAUACUGAACUUCUCUCAUUAAAAUAACAUGGCGGAUAAUACUUUUAUUUAUUUUUUAAUUAAAGAUCUUCUCGCUUUAAUGAUGACAGUUGAGUAUAAUAAGUAAUUCAUUAAUAUGAAUGUUGCCAUUGAGAGACAACACAAAUAAUAUGUCACUGUAUUGUCUUCACACGUACAGGAGUGUGUACGUCGUUGUAAAAAGGGUUUUAUAAAAUCUCUCGGACUAAGCAGAACUGAAUAAUACCCGACUGUAUCCCACUGCAAGUUUUUAGAUUUCACACAUGCAUAUUCUUGUAUUGUAUGUGUUCUAUUACAAUAAAAUAUACCCCUUAAUUUUUCAAGAGAGCAGGAAAAGUAUACAAUUAUUUUUUAUAUAUAUUUGUUAUAUUAUCAAGUGGUUUGGUUUUGAUUUAUUGUUGUCAUAUAUGACCUAGACAAAAACUGUAAUCUGUAAUCUGUAAUCCACUGUUAACUAGAGCUAGUCUCCUUUGGUGAACCAGUUUAAAAAAAUGUAUAUUUCUAUAUCAAAGAAUAUUUUACUUGAUCAGCCUUAUUAGGAGUAAUAAAAUCUCUCUGCACUUGUGAGUGUUUGUUUCUCCUGAUUUAUUUUGUUUUACCACAGGAAGCACUCUGUAACUCUGGGUACAGUUCACUCAAUAAAUAUGCCCUGCCAGGGCAAUUCCCUCAA